Messenger RNA from Spea bombifrons (plains spadefoot toad), 3309 nucleotides. RefSeq names its product serpin family A member 10 (gene SERPINA10). Gene Ontology annotation, molecular function: serine-type endopeptidase inhibitor activity. Bases 1 to 2574 code for a protein of 857 amino acids. The record is from RefSeq and is a predicted model, not a curated record. Gene Ontology annotation, biological process: blood coagulation; negative regulation of endopeptidase activity. Lineage: Eukaryota; Metazoa; Chordata; Amphibia; Anura; Pelobatidae. The transcript has 8 exons.
AUGAGGCUUCUUCUGUCCCUCUUGCUAUGUGCCCCCCUGAUACUGGCUUCAGAACACGAUUCUUCUCAAGAUCAAACUCAAGAUGAGAACGUCAAAUGGAAGCCUGAGAGAGAUGAAGAAGUGGCGCGUGGAAAUACCCAAUUUGCCCUAAAGGUUUACAAUGAGGUUUCUUCUGAUGGGUCAAGAUCCCUCCAAGAAAACAUAUUUUUCUCCCCAUUGAGUAUUUCCACCGCGUUUGCCAUGCUAGCUCAAGGGGCCAAGUCGGCCACCCAUCAGCAGAUCAUCGAAGCGCUGUGCUUAAACGGAACGCAGAACGACAGAGAAAUCAACGAAGCUUUCCAGUAUCUUCUCCGGGAAUUAAACGCCCAUCGCAGCUCUCUGCAGGUCAGCAUCGGAAACGCGCUGUUCGUAGACCAGAACCUUAAGAUGCUCACGGGUUUCCGAAAGGCUAUGGAGCGAUACUACAGAGCGGGUAUCAAGAAAACCAACUUCGCUCAGAUCCAAGAGGCAGAGAGACAGAUCAACGAUUACGUGAGAAAGGAGACCGGCGGUAAAAUACAGAAGCUGGUGGAGGACCUCGGCCGAGAUGCUGUCAUGGUCCUGGUGAAUUAUAUUCUCUUCAAAGGAGAAUGGCAAGAUACUUUCAACCAGGAGCUCACAAGGGACGACCAGUUUUCGAUGAAUAGCGUCGCUAAGAUCCAAGUCCCGAUGAUGCAUCGUGUCGGCCUCUACAAAACUUACCGCGACGACGAGUUGAAUUGUGAGGUCAUACAAUUGCCGUAUAAAGAGAAAGCGUACAUGGUCGUCGCGGUACCCAAAGACGGCGAAAUCAUAAAGGUAGAAAGAUCUUUGUCAGAAGAGACAUUGAAACGCUGGAUACAUUCGCCUCGUACCAGCCUCGUGGACCUUUCGCUACCCAAGUUCUCUUUCAGCGCUAAACUCGACUUGAAAACCUAUCUCUCGCGCAUGGGCAUGGUCGACGUUUUUGGCGGCAGCGCCAACUUGUCUAAGAUUUCUGGUAACCACAACCUGUUGGUCUCCAAGGCCUUACAUGAAGCCGUGCUGAACGUUAACGAAUACGGGACAGAAGCGAGCGGGGCUACAGCCACCGAUGUAAAUGUCAAGCAGGCUGUGACGCCGUUCAGGGUCGACCGCCCGUUCCUCCUCUUCAUCUACAGCAAGGAGACCAAGAGCAUCCUCUUCAUGGGCCGGGUCAUCAACCCCACUCACCAAGCCGUGUCUGCUACAAUAAGGAGAACCCCUGGAAGUUUAACCAUGAGGUGGAGCCUUCAUGUCCUUCUUCUUGUUACCCUGUGCCUGGGCAAUCCAGCCACUAAGGGAGGGGGCAACAACCCAAGAAAGGAACAACAUGACCAUCACGGGGAGCGAAACGAAUCUUCUACGGUAACAGAUCCAGUCCCUUUAAAUCAUACGCAGCCUCCGGCUCAACUCUCUGUUCACGACGUGACUGAAAUGAACACCAAUUUUGGAUUCAACCUCUACCGGAAGAUGGCCGACAAACAUGACAACAACAUAUUCUUAUCCCCAUUCAGCGUGUCCUUCAGCCUCGGGUCCCUAAUGUUGGGAACCCAGGGGCUCACGCAGGACCAGAUCCUAGAUGGUCUAAAUUUACAGAAGUUUAAGAACCACGAACAACCUCUUUUACUGCCCUCGCUGUUCAGGAAAAACAAAUUAAAAAUUACGGAGAACGAGGCAUUUAUCCUGGACGCUGGAAGCUUCGCUUUCAUCCAUGAAACCUUUCCCGUCAGGGAAGAAUUCUACAACCUGACCCACGAGUACUUCAGCAUGGAAUUUCAGUAUAUCGACUUCCACAACAAGGAGGCCAAAAAUAUCGUCAACGAUUACGUCAAUAAAAAGACAAGGGGCAAGAUUUCCCAGCUUUAUGAUUCCAUUGACCCGCUCGCCAAGCUUGUUCUCCUUGACUAUAUUUUGUUCAAAGGCAAAUGGCAAUAUCCAUUCAAUCCAAACUUAACAGAGAACCAAAAGUUCUAUAUAGACAAAUAUAACUCCGUGACGGCGCCCAUGAUGUAUAAAAUGGAUAAAGUCCAUUGGAUGGUCGACAAGUCGCUAUCGUGUACGGUGCUGAAAAUCCCAUACAAAGGAGGAGCGCACAUGCUCGUGGUCAUUCCCGAAAAGGACGGGGACCUCGUCACCAUAGAAGAUAACUUAUCCAAGGAGCUGUUGGAUAUUUGGCAGGGACAGAUGAAAUAUCGAAAAACAGAAAUAUUUUUUCCAAAAUUUAAAUUGGAUCAAAAAUACCAGCUGAAGACAUCUUUGGAAGAAAUGGGAAUACAAGAAAUAUUUACAGGGAAAGCCAACUUAACUCGGUUAACAGAAGAGAGGAAUUUGAGGCUGUCGGAGGUAACGCAAAGAGCUGUGAUCGAGGUGGACGAGAGGGGAACAGAAGCGUCUGCGGUAACAGGGGCGGAAAUUAUUCCAUACAUGCUGACGCCUAUUAUCCGGGUGGAUCGCCCUUUCCUAUUCAUGAUAUUUGAAGAAGCCUGCAAUUCGCUGCUUUUUAUUGGACGAGUCGUCGAUCCAACAAAGUUCUGAAUAACUUUCGUAGAAAAGAAGAAUUAUUUCGGAAACACUGCUACAAGGCACUCGAACUCUAUGUCACGACAUGACAAUUAAAAUUGGACGGUCGUCCAUCCUGGUCUUAAUAUUCCAAACCUAAAGCCUCUGGCCCCCGAGUAUCAAAUUCCCAUAAAAAAAAUACACGAUGAGGACGCGGUGUGUAUUUUCUUCUCCUGAUUGGAUGAAAUCGAUGCAUGUUGUAAACCUUGUUGCCCUUCAAAGAUUCGCCAUUGAGCUGGCCAUGGUCCGACUGGACGGGUUUCCAAAGCUUUAAUAAAUAGCGAGGAUACAAUUGUUACAAACGGACAUUUAUUAUAUCUAAAAUGGACUUAAUUAUUAAAAAGACCCUUAGAAAGUGAUCUGGAUUCCACCAUCUCCUAUAAACCACGUCGCUCUUUAAUAUACAGAUCUUCCCAUUGUGCCGAAUCCAUUCCCAUUUAUUAGAGCCAUUUUUAUCUGAUUUUUCUAAUUAAAAUGUAUUAAUUACUAUAUAUUAUAUAUAAUUAUUACUAUUUUAUAACUCAAAAUAUUCCAUUAUGACGCAGGUAGAGUAGUGUAGGUUUAUUUGCAGAACGAGAUCAUCCUAUUUCAGCAGACAGAUCGGGGUCGAGAGACCGAGGUCAGCAAUCACCGGCUGAGUGUGCUGGGAGUUGUUGAAGUGAUACAGGUUUCCUUUUCUCAGACAAUAAAGAACAAAGUUAUAUGUGUGAA